GAGCCAAAGUAAUAAAAGGCUGACCUCACAAAGUAUUCCCCGUCUCCCUGUCUUAGUAUAGUCCACAAAGAAAGUAACGUGUGGGGGGGGUGAGUGUGGGGUGGCAGAAACGUCAUUCUCUGGUUCAAGCCUUCAGCGCUGCCUUGCAAAAGGCUACAGCACUGACACUGCGUAAAGGGGUUGCAGUGUGCUGCAGGAGCCCUGCCCACCAGCUUAAAUGUCCAAGAAGGAGGACCCCCGGGACAUCGAUGAGGAUGCCAUCCUCAAGGGCCUCAGCCCUGCGGAGAUUGAUCAGUUGGAGUAUGAGCUGCAGGAGCUGGAUCCAGAGAAUGCCAUCCUGCCAGCUGGAUUCCGCCAGCGUGACCAAACCAAGAAGAGCCCGACAGGCCCCUUUGAUAGGGAAGCACUGAUGGAGUACCUAGUUAAGCAGGCACUGGAAUAUAAGGAACGGAAUGACCUGGUUCCCUUCACUGGGGAGAAGAAAGGAAAGGCAUUCAUUCCCAAGCCCGGCACAGGCCAAAUCCCCACGCAUGAGCAGAUUACUUUGGAGCCAGAGCUGGAGGAAGCUCUCAAGAAUGCAACAGAUGCUGAAAUGUGUGACAUCGCAGCUAUCUUGGGAAUGUACACUCUAAUGAGCAACAAGCAGUAUUAUGAUGCCUUGAGCUGCAGCGGCACCAUUGCCAACACAGAAGGCAUCAAUAGUGUGGUGAAGCCAGACCAAUACAAAAUUUACCCAGACGAGCCUCCAAACCCCACAAACAUUGAGGAGACACUUCAGAAGAUCCAAGAAAAUGACAACACCCUAACCCACGUCAACCUGAACAACAUUAAGGACAUUCCCAUCCCAACAUUGAAAGAGAUCUUCCAGGCCAUGAAGACCAACUCUAACGUGAGGACACUGAGCAUAGCUGCCACCCGCAGCAAUGACCCUGUGGCAUUUGCUGUGGCUGAGAUGCUACAGGCCAACACGAGUCUGCAGAGUCUAAACAUCGAGUCAAACUUCAUCACUGGGGAGGGCAUGAAGGCCAUCAUCAAGGCCCUGGCUGUGAACACGACACUGACUGAACUCAAGAUCGAUAAUCAGAAACAAAUGCUGGGAGACUCAGUGGAAAUGGAGAUUGCCAAUAUGUUGGAGAACAACCCUGCCAUUGUGAGGAUCGGGUACCACUUCACCCAACAGGGCCCUCGUGCCCGGGCUGCCAUGGCCAUCACCAGGAACAAUGAUAUCCUUCGCCAACAGAGAUUAAGAUGAGAGGGUCCCACAUUGUGAAAGGAAGAAAGACUACAACAGUGUUCUCUUGCCAACCUACCCAUUUGCCCUACUGUCUUCCUGCUUCAAGAUGUGCAAAUCCUGAACAUGCUUCUGCUUUGCCAGUGCUGAACUCACUUCCCAAUCCAUGUUUUGGUUGCAAUGCUUUUGACACUCUCAUAAUUCAACGUUAACUUUUCUUCCCCAGAAAAAGGAUUUCAGUUCAGCAACUUCAUACUGCAGUUGGAGGCCACGUUUUCUGAGCUUUGAGCUUUUGAGAAUGAGUUUUUCUUCUAAAUGUUUUCGUGCAGUAUGUGAGGGUCCUCAUUUGCAUUGGGUUGUUGAUUGAUCACCAAAAGAAAGAUAGCUUUGAGAGCUGCUCAUAACUAGGGAGAUUCUAAGACAGGGCAACAAUACUUUAUGAGUCUGCCUACGUCCCCACAUUUGUGCAAAAUUUCA
This is a messenger RNA of Megalops cyprinoides (Indo-Pacific tarpon), 1708 nucleotides long. It is a transcript of the gene tmod4, whose product is annotated as tropomodulin 4 (muscle). The coding region runs from base 218 to 1252 and encodes 344 amino acids. The record is from RefSeq and is a predicted model, not a curated record. Gene Ontology annotation, cellular component: striated muscle thin filament; myofibril. NCBI's taxonomy places the organism in Eukaryota, Metazoa, Chordata, Actinopteri, Elopiformes, Megalopidae. The transcript has 10 exons. Gene Ontology annotation, biological process: muscle contraction; myofibril assembly; pointed-end actin filament capping. Gene Ontology annotation, molecular function: tropomyosin binding.